Lottia gigantea (owl limpet) is the source of this 513-nucleotide messenger RNA. RefSeq lists its product as hypothetical. The record is from RefSeq and is a predicted model, not a curated record. Bases 1 to 513 code for a protein of 170 amino acids. Gene Ontology annotation, cellular component: Golgi apparatus. The transcript has 4 exons. Lineage: Eukaryota; Metazoa; Mollusca; Gastropoda; Lottiidae.
AUGUCUUUGAAGUUAUCAAGUGUGUCUGCCAGAGAAUGGUUUCAGAAAACAAGAGAAGGGUUAAAAUCAUGGCCAGAGUUUAUAAAAACGGAUCGAUUCAAAGUACCUAAAUCUGUUGCUCCUGUACCACAAAGAAUCAUCAAAAAUAUUGAAUAUUUUCAAGGCAAUUAUUUAUUUGUCUUCCUUGGUUUAUUCUUAUUCUGCAUAUUAACAUCACCAAUGUUAUUAGUAGCUAUAGCUGUAUGUUUGGGAGCAUGUUAUAUUAUAAGUCUGAAAAAUGCUGAUAAGAAAAUCUCAAUCAUGGGUCGUGAAUUAGGUCUUGCCCAACAAUACACAACUGUAGGUCUCUGUUCUUUCCCAUUAUUCUGGUUAGCUGGUGCAGGUUCGGCUGUAUUCUGGAUUAUAGGAGCAUCAUUUUUUGUGAUCAUGGCCCAUGCUACUUUAUAUCAACCACAAAUAGAAGGUGAAGGAUUUGAUAUAGAAAUGGAAGCUGUGGCUGUUGAAAAAGUGUAA